Sphaerulina musiva SO2202 is the source of this 3288-nucleotide messenger RNA. RefSeq lists its product as uncharacterized. Gene Ontology annotation, biological process: peptidyl-proline hydroxylation; regulation of translational termination. Bases 1 to 3288 code for a protein of 1095 amino acids. Gene Ontology annotation, cellular component: cytoplasm. Gene Ontology annotation, molecular function: hydrolase activity, acting on carbon-nitrogen (but not peptide) bonds, in cyclic amides; L-ascorbic acid binding; iron ion binding. The transcript has 2 exons. The record is from RefSeq and is a predicted model, not a curated record. Lineage: Eukaryota; Fungi; Ascomycota; Dothideomycetes; Mycosphaerellales; Mycosphaerellaceae.
AUGCCCCCCGCCCUCCUCCAUAAAUUCCCCACCUCCUCCCCCUCAGACACCACCCCUCUCACCUCACUCCUGAAACUCGGCUACACCCGCUCCGACAUUCUCGGCAUCAUCGGCAAAACCGAAGGAAACGGGUGCGUGAAUGAUUUCUCUCGGACGCUGGCGGCUUUUGUUUGGGAGAAUUUACUUCUUCAGGACACAGAGACAAACACAAGUACAGGGACAAGUGGGACAAGUACAGGUGGUACUUCUGUGGUGAUUUUUUCGGGUGGGACAGAGGGGGUUUUGUCGCCGCAUGUGACUUUUGUUGUUCGGGAACGACAACAAGAUAGUAAGAAGGAGAAGGGGGAGGGGGAGGGAAAGGAAAAAAGGACGGGAUUAAAAGCUGCAGUGGGACGAACAUGGCAAUUACAACCGUGGGAAAUUGGAGGAAAAAGUCAAGUGGAUUGUGUGGCUGUGACGGUGAGAAAGAUGUUGGAAGAAGAGAAAAUCCGACCGGAGCAGGUGGCGUUGGUGUUGGUGAAAUGUCCGUUGUUGACGAGUGAGAAGAUUGCGAAGAUUCAUGCUUUUUCUUCUUCUUCUUCUUCUUCUUCUUCUUCUUCUUCUUUUUCCGGCAAUAAACAAGAGAUGCUCAUCACGAGUGAUACAUACGAAUCCAUGGCUCUCUCCCGACAUGCAAGUGCCAUUGGAGUAGGAGUCGGCUUGCGAGAACUCGCCCCCGAGCGCGUGGAAGAAGUGUUGAAUAAUGGAACAUUUCACUCUUCUCGAGCAUCAUGUUCGAGCGGAGCAGAAUUGGAAGCCUGUCAUAUUUUGAUUUUGGCAAAUGACGACAAUCCUUCUCCUCCCUCUUCUUCAUCCUCAUCCACCACUGAAAAAGAAGAAGAAAAAGAAAAAGAAGAAAAUCAACCACCAACCCUCUACCGCGCCUUCCCAGGAACAAUGUCCUCAGCAAUCGACAUCACCAAUCUCCAAACCCUCCUGCACACCGCUCUCACCCCACUCCCACCCUACACGAGCGCUUCUCUCGUUCAAAUUUUCGCCAAAGCCGAAGCCGAUCCUACGGGAAUGAUCAAUCAAAAAUAUCGUCACACCAUGUUGACGGACUCGGAUGUGCAGAGUACGAGACAUGCUCGGGCGGCGGUGGGAGGGCUGAUUGCGGGUGUGUCGGGGGAUUGUUGUGUCAUUGAUAUCCGUUUUCAGCCUGAGGCAGAACUUGACGGAACGCGGCCCGAGGCGCAAUCUCGCAUAUCACAAAUGUUUUCCCAAUGCCAAUUACCUACCCUGCCAGCACAAACACAGCAACCAAAAAAAAUGAAGCGCAAAGCCAAAGACAGCGGCGAAACUUCCAGAGAAAGCAAUGAAGACCACCGAAAAAAACGCGCGACCGAAACAGAAGAAGAUGAAAUACGCAAACGCUUCCGCCCAGGCCUCUUCGAUCCCGCCACCGUGCAAUCAUACGCCGAAAACUACGCCCACUCAACUCCCUAUCUCCACAGCGUCGUUUCCAAUCUAAUGAACGACGACCUGCUCCGCAGCGUACGGCGAGAAAUCCUCGAAAAUAUCCACUUCACGCCAAAAGAGACGGAUAUUUACAAAAUCCAGCAAUCGGGAGAUUUGGCGAAUUUAGACGGUUUGCCAGCUUCGGCGUUGGAGAAAUUACCGUCGUUACUGAAAUUGCGAGAUGCGUUGUAUGGAGAGGAAUUUCGAUCGUGGGUUUCGGCGGUUUCGGGAGCGGGUCCAUUAUCGGGGACGAAGACGGAUAUGGCUGUGAAUGUUUAUGUUCCGGGGUGUCAUCUUUUGUGUCAUGACGAUGUGAUUGGCACGAGACGAGUGAGCUAUAUUCUGUAUUUGACGAAUCCGGAUCUUCCCUGGAAGGCGGAGUGGGGAGGUGCUUUGCGCUUGUAUCCUACUGAUGAGGUGCAGGGGGAAGAGGGUGAUGGCAAGACUUAUAAGUUGCCGAGGGCGGAGUGGACGAAGGUGAUUCCUCCGGCGUGGAAUCAACUUUCUUUUUUUACUGUGCAGCCUGGUGAGAGCUUUCAUGAUGUUGAGGAAGUGUACCACCGUGCAGUGGGAGAGGAGGAGGAGGAUGAUGGCGGUCGCGUCCGAAUGGCAAUUAGUGGGUGGUUUCACAUUCCUCAGGAAGGAGAAGAUGGAUUUGAGCCUGGUUUGGAACAGAAACUGGCCGAACGAAGCUCUCUGCAGCAAUUGCAAGGAAAAGCCGAUCAGUUUGAUGAACCACAACAAGAGUGGCAAAUCCCCACAGGAGAGACUGCAUUGGCAACGAAAGAUGAUGAUGAGCCCGAACUCACCGAAGAGGAUCUGGCCUUUUUGAUCAAAUACAUGACGCCAAACUACCUCACACCAGACACGGUCGAAGAACUAACCGAGCUCUUCACCGAAGAAUGUCUCCUCCAACUCACCAAUUUCCUCAGCGAAAAAUUCUCCGCAAAACUCAAAACAUCUUUAGAAAAUGGCGAUGCCGAGAAACUGCCAUGGGCCACCUCCAGACCCCCGCAUAAACACCGCUAUCAAUAUCUUCAUGCACAUCCCCAUACCGACGAGUCCGCAUCACCUCUGAGACAAGUCCUCGAUGAACUACUCCCCAGCUCGGCAUUUCAGAAAUGGCUCGCACUCGUGACAGGAUCGAAACUCAAGCGGUGUUCCGUCAUGGCAAGGCGGUUUCGGCAAGGUUUGGAUUAUCAGCUCGCGCAAGGCUAUGCAGGGGAACAGCCACAGUUGGAGUAUACGUUGUGCGUGACACCUAGUAUUGGUUGGGGUGGAGAGGAGGAGGAGGAGACAGAAGAACAGAAUGGUAACAGCAAGAAGAAGAAUAAGAAGAAGAAAGGAAAAAAGACUGAAGUCGAGGAAGAAGUAGAAGAAAAAGAAAAAGAUAACCCGGGAGGCUACGAACUCUACAUGGCCGGCGAAGACUCCGACUCCGACUCCGACUCCGAUUCCGACGAAGACGCCAACGACAACGACAAAAUCCCCCUUCCCCCGAACAAUAAUACCCAAGAACAAUCCACAACAGGCGCCGGCCCCCGCCGCUCCUCCACCAAAAAGAAGCAAAAAUCCGACCCAGCAAUCUACAACUCGGCCAACUCCGAAGAAGACGACGGAAUUCUCUUCAGUAAUCCCGCAGGCUGGAAUACUCUCAGUCUCGUCUUGCGCGAUCGAGGAACACUGAAAUUUGUGAAAUUCGUUUCGAGGAAUGCGCCUGGCGAGAGGUUGGAUUUUGUGGGGGGUGUGGAGGUUGAUGAUGAUGAGGGAGAUGAGGAUGAUGAUGAGUAA